CAACGAAUCAUUCACUAUGCUGGUUCGCCUGGCAUAUGCGACGACGAUCCUCCUGAUCCUGCUCAGUGGAUCAACCAGAGCCAUUCGAGUGGCGCCGCUGAGCGCCAAGCAGCAGGAAAGGUUAUCCAAGGGGGCCAGAGCGUUCGAAGGUCGCGUCGUAGAUGGCACAGAUGCGGAGCUGGGUCUGGCGAAGUACCAGAUCUCACUGCAGGGAAGCUAUUACUACGAUCACAUGUGCGGUGGAGCGAUCCUCAACGAGCGGUGGAUCGUGACGGCGGCCCAUUGUGUUUACGGAUAUAAUCCCAGCUACCUGCGGGUGGCCACCGGCACUAUUCGUUGGGCCGAACCCGAUGCGAGGUACUUUGUGGAGGAGUACUGGGUGCACUGCAACUACAACGUGCCUAACUACGCCAACGACAUUGCCCUGAUCAAGCUGAACGACUCGAUUGUGUUUAACGAGGUCACACAGCCCAUAGCCUUGCCCAAGGAGCCGCUGGCCAAUGGCACAGAGCUCCUGCUCACUGGAUGGGGCUCUACCGAACUGUGGGGUGACUCCCCUGAUGUGCUGCAGAAGGCCUCCCUCACGUACGUCGAUUAUCCCACCUGCCAGAAGCUAAUGGACAACGAUCCCCUGAACGGUCAUUGCCACGUGUGUACGCUGACGUCGGGCGGACAGGGCGCCUGCCACGGCGACUCCGGAGGUCCGCUGACAGCCAACGGACAGCUGUACGGCGUGGUCAACUGGGGCUAUCCCUGUGCCACUGGUGUCCCCGAUAGCCAUGCCUCCAUCUACUUCUACUCGGACUGGAUUCGAUCCACGAUAAACGGACCCUGCAAGACUUGCCACUGCUACGCCAGCAACUAUCCCAGUCUUGCAUUUGGAGUUUCCGCUGAUCCUGCGGCGUAUCCAGUCGAGGUAGUACCACACAUUCGCCUGGACAUCGGGUCCGCCCGAGUCGCCGUGACAGGCGCCUUCGCCCUCACGGGAGUAGGUGCAGAUGUGCCCCACACCCAUGCUGCUGGUCUGAUUGAAGAUCUCCUUGCACUCGUCGAGUGGUACAAAGCCCAGACUCAGCUUCUGCAGGUUCUCCGCGGAGCUGCCAUAGGCCUCCUCCGCACCCCAUCCGGUGAGGACUAUCUCAUCCCCCUCCCGGACAGGCCGCGUUGGCAGCUUAAUGGGUUGGGUCAGCUCGUUGAAGGUGAUGUUCUGGGUGAGCUUCACCAGGGCAAUGUCGUUGUGCAAAUAGGGCUGAUCGUACAUGCAGUGCAUGUGGAUCUCGGCGGUGUAGUACACUGCCCCGGGCUCUGCCCAGCGAUUCGUCCCGGUUAUCACGUUCACCAGCGCCGGAACGAAUGUCUCCACGCAGUGUCCGGCGGUGAUGAUCCACUGCUCGUUGAGAAUAGCCCCACCACAGUUGUGGGCGCCCACAACGGGCUGCAGGGACACCUGAUAGAGGAUCUGCAGAUCAAUGGGACUGUUGCCCCACAAUAUGGUGGAGCCCCAGCCAGUGAGAACCACUUCGGCUCCCGGCUGCAUGGGGGCCACAGGCAGAGGAAUCGGCUGUGUCCGUUCGUUCCACACAAUGGAGUCGUUCAGCUGCAGCAAAGCGAUGUCGUUGUGCAUCGACGGGUUGUCGUAGUUGCAGUGGAUGUGUACGGCCCGGACAAAGUGACGAUUUUCCCUGAUAUUGUACUGAUUGGUACCGGAGACGACCACCAUCAGCUGUACAUUUGCGCCCUGGACACAGUGAGCGGCGGUCAGGACCCACUGUUCGGCAAUGAUCGCACCACCGCAGGAAUAUUUUCCGGCUAUCCAACCCCAGUCUUUGCUUGGAUAUCGGCCAUGAUAUUACCACGGUGCCUCGUACUCUACCUAUUUGUGGGAUUUCUUAAUGGCACCUUGGGGGCCAGGAAAGAGCAGUUCAUAGUGGGUGGCCAGAAUGCCGCCGAGGGUGAUGCUCCGUAUCAAAUCUCCCUGCAGACCGUGCCGGGCGACAGUCAUCUAUGUGGUGGUGCCAUCGUCUCGGAGCGCUGGAUACUCACCGCCGGACAAUGCGUGAAGGGUUAUCCGGCGGACAGGCUCCAAGUGGCCACUGGAAGCAUUCGCUAUACGCUGCCAGGAGCUAUAUACUAUCCGGAGUCCAUUUACCUGCACUGCAACUACGACAGUCCCAAGUACCACAACGACAUUGCUCUGCUGCGGCUGAACGAGAGCAUUGUCUACGAUGCUCUGACCCAGCCUGUGGCUCUGCCCACUGCAGCCUUUCCCCAGGGCACAGCGGAGCUCCUCUUCACCGGCUGGGGGUCUCAGUCGGUGGCUGGUACUCUUCCCGUUCAGCUGCAGCGUGUCCAGCAGCAGCACAUCACCAGCCAGGUCUGCUCGACCCUGCUCGCCGCCUACGAGGAUGUGGAGCUGGGCGCCUGCCAUGUGUGUGGUUUUCGUCAGGCGAACAUUGGCGCCUGUCAUGGCGACUCGGGCGGACCUCUAGUCUACGAGGGAACCUUGGUGGGGAUUCUCAACUUCUUUGUGCCGUGCGCCCAAGGGGUGCCCGAUCUUUUCAUGAAUAUCAUGUACUACAGAGACUGGAUCCGGCAGACCAUGAGUGGCAAUGGAAAGUGUUCCCAGGUCCAUAAGCAGCAAAUUGGCUAA
Molecule: messenger RNA, 2650 nt
Organism: Drosophila persimilis
Lineage: Eukaryota; Metazoa; Arthropoda; Insecta; Diptera; Drosophilidae
Exons: 5
Coding region: 17-2650 (877 amino acids)
Biological process (GO): proteolysis
Molecular function (GO): serine-type endopeptidase activity
Source: RefSeq, a predicted model, not a curated record